CUUUGUAUCAAUAUCUAAAUAGCCAUGUUUAUUCAAUUGCUUACACUAGAUACUUUAAUGGUUGUUGCAGAACAAUUCACUACCAUUCAACAAAUACGCAUUCUUGACAACCCAUAUCGCUUUUGCAAUCGAAGAUGGACAACCAAGGCUUACCUUCUCGAACCAGGAAGACACCAUCACUCAACAACUCAAUGACGGCGUUCGCGCUCUGAUGCUCGAUACCUACGACUUCGAGGGAGACAUAUGGCUCUGCCAUUCCUUUGGAGGCCAAUGCUACGAUUACACCAAAUUUGAACCUGCGCUAAACACGUUGAGGGAAAUUGAGGCGUUCAUGUCGCGAAAUCCAUCUGAAAUCGUGACAAUAAUUCUCGAAGACUACGUGAAGACACCGAAGGGAUUGACAAAGGUUUUCCACAGACACAGGUCUAAUGAAGUACUGGUUUCCCUGUCCAAAAUGCCGAAAAACGGCGGUGAUUGGCCGCGCGACGCCGACAUGGUGGCCGGCAAUCAAAGGCUGCUCGUGUUCACUUCUUCAAAAUCCAAGGAAGCCACCGAAGGCAUCGCUUACCAGUGGAAUUACAUGGUCAAAAAUCAAUAUGGGGAUGAUGGAAUGAAGGACAAGUGUUUCAAUAGAGGAGAGUCUUCGGUUCUUAGCGACACCUCGAAAUCGUUGGUUCUGGUCAACUAUUUCAGGUCGGUGCCGAUGAAACUGCUCACAUGUGUGGAGAACUCUGGUGCCCUCGCCAAUAUGCCACACACGUGUCAUGCCGCUACCGGCAACCGUUGGGCUAAUUUUGUGGCUGUCGAUUAUUAUAAGAGGAGUGAAGGAGGAGGAACAUUUGAAGCGACGGAUUUGUUAAAUGGAGAGCUCUUGUGCGGAUGCAACGACGUCCAUUCUUGCGUUGUAAUAAGUUCUUAGCUAAAUUUGUUUUAUUUUAGCCACAUAUCAUUCUUUAUUUAUAUUCUUGAUUUUCGUAAUUUUAUAAAUUUAAUACACAUACUACUAUUAUAUAGUAGUAAAAUCUUUAUGAAGGAGUAAUAUACUUAGUUUGAUAUGAGUA
This is a messenger RNA of Salvia splendens (bonfire salvia), 1061 nucleotides long. Its product is annotated as PI-PLC X domain-containing protein At5g67130. Bases 212 to 919 code for a protein of 235 amino acids. The transcript is spliced from 5 exons. NCBI's taxonomy places the organism in Eukaryota, Viridiplantae, Streptophyta, Magnoliopsida, Lamiales, Lamiaceae. Gene Ontology annotation, biological process: lipid metabolic process. The record is from RefSeq and is a predicted model, not a curated record. Gene Ontology annotation, molecular function: phosphoric diester hydrolase activity.